GAAAGUGAAUCACCCCCUACGAGACCCAAUGUUGCAACAGGCUAACACCAUAGCUCACACAUGCGUAUAUCGUUUCAUUAUUCAUCGCACGGGUUGUGCGGGAGGAGAAGUGUAUCGCUGUUUAAAAAGUUUAUUGGGAUGCAGACUUGUGUGUGCGAAAAGAUUUCUUAUUAGAUAACAUUCAAAAAUAGUCGUUAUAGAUGUGGAUCUUUGUGGAUUUCCUUGUCAACAGACGAGAAUUGUGGAACUAUCUUUAAAAAAAACACAUUUGUUGAUUUUCGGGGAAUUUAUUUUAAAAAAAAUCCACUGGCUUUGUCAUUUCGAUUGAAAUAGCGCAAGAUAACAGUUCGUGUAUGGAUUAUCAAUACAGUCACUUGAAACAUGGAUUUAGUCAGUGCAUACAAUUAUGUGUAUGAUAACUUUACAUGAUAAGUCGUCAUGUUGAACAAAACUGUGUACCUGUAAAAACUGAUGGAUAAGAUUCACCGGUAUGUCACAUUAAAAUUAUGUGUAUGGUUUUCUAGGACAUCUAGUCAAACUAGGAAGAGAUGUUAAAACACAGAGUUUCGAUAGCUGGCAUGCAAGGUCAACCGACAGGAGUUAGACCUCCACCUCAGCAACACACAGGCGCACAAACACAUAUGGCAACAGCGCCGUUCGUAAAUCCCAAUCCGUAUACUUGUUCAGUGCCAAAGUCUAUGAACCAGAUCCCAGUACAGAUGAACUCAGACAAGAGCAUGGCAUAUCCCGGUCCUACCGCUCAAAACAUUAACCAAUAUCCAGGCGGUUAUCAUCCCGCGAGCAGCAGAGACGCGUACGAAAAUCCAUAUAACAUGGCUGAAGAAAGUGCUAAUUAUAAUCCGCCUCAAAAACACGCCGAUCAAUUUAAUGAUAGGACACUAUUUCAGCAAUAUCAUAUGCAAGGAUCGGCACCAAGCAGCCAUCCUAUGAGCAUCGGUCAGCAAGGUGCUCACUACACUGAAACAAGAACGAACCAAUCAGUUGGAAUUUCUAACCAAGUGCCAUUAAUAGUUACAAGCGAAUCCACUGCGAGAGACGGGUCUCGUAUUACAAACGAAAAGUACGACUAUACCGAUAAUAUACCAACCACACCAUUGCGGUCCCCUGAGCUAUCAUCAAGUAGUGAUACCGGUAAUUUGUCCUUAAAUGAGAUCAUAAUGUCGGAGAAAUACCGAGAAGGGGUCACCGAGCAGGACUUGCUACAGGUGGAUACGUUCUACAGAAGUCAUAAAUCAGACGUUUUUGUCUGUGGUUGUUUAGCCAACAUGUACAUCGGCUCAGUGAAAAACCCUGAACAGUGGGUGUUUAACGCCACAGGGAUUCCUUUGUUAUUAUUGGACUCAGGCGAGCAUCAUCGUCAAAGAAAACUUUAUAUUGUGCUGGCGGAAAAGGGUACUGGAUUUACCAUAUGGCGAGAGGUCAUUGACAAUCUAACCAGCUUUAAAACGCCCAAUGCAAAUUUCCACACAAUGCAUCUAUCUAAGGAUCACACUAAGUUAGCCGGCCUGAGUUACGAUGACGCUAAUAAAGCCAAAGAAUUUUAUUGCCAUUUAGAGAAGCUUACUUCUGACCCUGAUGAUGAUCUGCUUAAGCUAGGCAACAUAAAGAAAAAAUCAAAAUCCAUGAGAGACAAAAAGAAGAAAAUCAAACUCCCGAAGAAAACUGAAAUAUCCCAGCCGUGUUGUUUUGUUCACGUUACGAAACUAGAUCGCCCAAUGUCAGAAUCGGAUUUGUCAAACGCGGGAAAAGGUUCACCGAAAGUCAACGAAAUUUCGGCGCCGUUUAAUUUUAAGCAUGUUACCGGAACAGCGACUGAUUCCAAUUCGCUUUCAGGCAGUUUGCCUAACAUGUUGGGAAGUAAAUUGACUCUCGCCAGUUCGAGUAGUGUAGAUUCUGGACUCUCGUCCGAGGACAGAAACUCUUCCAAGAAUUCGAAAUAAUGGACUUAUUUUUACAAAAUGAUUUACAUGAUAUUUACCUGUCGAUAUUGUUCAAAAGUUAUCAGAUUUCAUAUUUAUACUUUAAUAUGAAACAUAUGUAUGAGGAUUUUGAUGUAACCAUGAGUACACGUACAACACUUUAUUACUCGUUAAUAUGUAAAAACAAAUGAAUCUCUAGAUUCAUAUCAUCAAGAGAGAUACAGUUAUUAUCAUCCAUUCAUUAAAGUUCAGACAGUGACCAAUUGCACAUUUAACAUGUACUUGAAGUACAAAUUAAACUGGGAGUAAAUAAUUACAAUUAAGUAACUAUUAUGAAUAUGAAAACAUAUGCAAAAUGCCAAAGCCAUGAAAAAUGCGUAUGUAUAAUAAAAUAAAACUUUGUAAAGUUUUGUGGAAAAUACGAUUGAUUUCGAUACAACUAUUCAAUCCAUGCUAUGUGGUUAACAUUGAGCCGUUGCGUCAUUUGCAUGCAUGCACGACUACCGAACCCCAAUAUACUACUGCCUGUAUGUAUAUGUGAGUGACUGAUUUCUUAUAAUUAUUGCUGAUUUAUUUACAUAAUAUACAUUUUACUUGUACAUAAAGCAUUGAAUGUAAUGACAUUAAAGCCUCUACUCUUUAA
Messenger RNA from Dreissena polymorpha, 2583 nucleotides. RefSeq lists its product as uncharacterized. NCBI's taxonomy places the organism in Eukaryota, Metazoa, Mollusca, Bivalvia, Myida, Dreissenidae. Gene Ontology annotation, molecular function: RNA polymerase II cis-regulatory region sequence-specific DNA binding; DNA-binding transcription factor activity, RNA polymerase II-specific. The record is from RefSeq and is a predicted model, not a curated record. The transcript has 2 exons. Bases 549 to 1961 code for a protein of 470 amino acids. Gene Ontology annotation, cellular component: nucleus. Gene Ontology annotation, biological process: regulation of transcription by RNA polymerase II.